Messenger RNA from Aricia agestis (brown argus), 1084 nucleotides. Its product is annotated as calcyclin-binding protein. Gene Ontology annotation, molecular function: S100 protein binding; tubulin binding; ubiquitin protein ligase binding. Gene Ontology annotation, cellular component: nucleus. Gene Ontology annotation, biological process: heart development. The record is from RefSeq and is a predicted model, not a curated record. The transcript has 5 exons. Lineage: Eukaryota; Metazoa; Arthropoda; Insecta; Lepidoptera; Lycaenidae. The coding region runs from base 175 to 879 and encodes 234 amino acids.
AAAAAAAAAUCGCUAGCGGUUACCUACUUGUCUCUUGAAUUUUCGUAAAAUAUUUCAAUAAAUUUCGCCGAAACUUGAAAUAAAUUAUUGCCAAGUUAAAAUCUACAUCAAACACUGUCCAUUGCUGUGUAGCUAGAAUUUUCAAGGUUAUAAAAUCGUCGUAAUUCAUCAAUAAUGUCCGAGGCAAAGAUGACCGAGUUGCGAAAAGAUUUAGAUGAGUUGAAUGAAUUACUCAAACUCGCUAAACGCAAGAAGGUUCAAGAUUUCCUGUCCUUAGAGAUCAGAAAAUUAGAAACUGAAUGGAUAUCAGUAAAGGAAAGCCUGAAAACGGAACCGAUGGAAGUUACCCCUACACCUAGCUCUUCUGUAACACAACAAAAAAAGAGAUACCAAAUAAAAUUAAAUGGAUAUGGAUGGGAUCAAUCUGAUAAAUAUGUAAAGAUUUUCGUAACUCUCAAGGAUGUCCAGAAUGUGCCAAAAGAGCAAGUCUUCUGCAAACUCACAGAGAGAUCUAUGGAGCUACAUGUUCAAGAUUUGGAUGGAAAAGACUACUUGCUAGUUAUCAACAAACUACUUAAUGACAUCAAUGUUGUAGACAGCCAUUGGAAACAGAAAACAGACAUGGUAGUUGUAUUUUUGGCAAAAUCUCAGCCGAACAUCAAGUGGUCUCACAUGACUGAAGUGGAAAAGAAAUUUGAAGAUCAGAAGAACAACAGGUUCAAGCCUGCUGACAACAUGGACAAUAAAGAUCCACAAGAGUCUAUUAUGGGUCUCAUGAGAAAUAUGUAUGAAACCGGUGAUGAUGAAAUGAAGAAAAUGAUAUCAAAGGCAUGGUACGAGAGCCAACACAAAAAGAGAACUGAUACCUUGGAUCUUUAAUGCCCUAGAAACAAAUUCUAGAUGUAAGUUUAAUUUGUGUAUGAAUGUAGGGUGAGUGAAUUUUUAGAAGUAUAGAAACUUCUUUUUUGUAUAAUUUCUCUUGACACAUGAGAAUUAAUUGUAUGCUUAAGUUUAUAUAUAAAUAAAAUUCAUAUUAAAUAUGCUAUACACUUUUUAUUUAGAGUAAACAUUACAUAAACAUCCA